AUGCGGAAUGGUGUUCUCUUCGACAACUGCUCCAGCGCUUACGACAAGUUCUAUCCUGUGUGCUAUGAUACUACCCCGAUCGAAAACAUACUUCCAAAAGAGCACAGAACUGACUGGACCAAAGUGCCUUGGACAGUCAAGGCUGACGAAUUUGACAACGUUGUUCCAGAUCAGAUGGCGCCGCCAACAUCUCCGCAUGACGUGAAUGCGACGCGAAAUGAUCCGACGAAACCAGGUUUCUGGAAGGCGUUUACCUACCGCGUUCCCAACGGGACAGCACCUCCAAACUCCAUUGGCUAUUGGUCGCCCUAUUCUUCAAAGAUAGAACCUCAAUAUGGCGCUGGCGGUUUCCAAGUGUUUCUUUCUCUAGCAGAUGGCCCGGCUCGAAAUCAAGAGAAAGUUCAAUUCUUGAUCGACAAUCGAUGGCUCGAUAGGUUCACAAGAAAAAUCGAAAUCAAAUUCGCUGUUUACAACGGAAUGCUUCACCGGUUUACAUUUGUGAAGAUCAAGUUUGGCUACUCCACGACUGGAACCUACAAGCCUUUCAACACCAAGGGCGGUACCAUUGUCAAGAUAGAGUCCAUCGAUAUGGAACCCUAUCGGAUUCAACAAGUUGGAGGAUGUGUCAACAGCGAGCAAGAGAGGCUACAAUGCUUAAACAGCACUGCCCUCUCCGACCAAUCUAAAUGCUCUAUUUGCACCCCUGGCGUUACUUCCGACGCGAUCAGAAUGAGCCUGGAAAUCAUUCUUAUGGUUUUUAUCUUCUACAACAUCUCAGGGUUGAUCCGACAAGGUCUCCAGUGCUUCAUGGUAGGAGGAUGGGAUGGAAAAGAUCUGAAAGGGGAAAAGAACGUCGAAGCAAGUCACAACGGACUCAAGUCAUUCUUUUUGGACAAGUGGACACUCAUAGAUAUUCUCAAUUACCUGCUAUUUAUCUACUACAUCAUCCUUCGUAUUUCGCUUACACAGAUGAUCACAUCCAAAAAUAAUAUCAUCCAGGUCCCCACGAAUCAAUAUGAAAUCAUUCUAGAAAGAGCGUCGUCCAUCAUUCAGAAUCAGCUCCUCGGAAACUUUUUCAACGUGCUCUUGUGCCUCCUGAAAUGCUUCAAGUAUUAUCGUUUCCAGCCGCGACUUGCCAUUGUCAACAAUACACUGGAGAAAUCUAUUCCUGAUCUUUACCAUUUUGCUCUGAUGUUCAUGACAUUCCUGUAUGGAUUCUCUGCUAUAUCGCAUGUUCUCUUUGGUCCCGAAAUGCACAUGUUCUCAACAUUACCUAUCGCACUUUCGUCGGGAUGGAUGAUGAUGCUUGGAGCUGGUUUGGAUCAUUUCGCUUCGAUGGCGAGGGUAGACGGGAAGAUGGCUGUGGUCUUCUAUACAACAUUCAUUUUUCUAGUCAACAUUGUGCUGCUCAACAUUCUUCUUGCUAUUUUGGUCGAUUCAUACAUGGAAGCAAAGGAGGAUAUGGCAAAACAAUAUGGAGAUGAUGAAGAACAAAUCCCGUCAUUGGCGUCAGAUUUGUCUCUGUUGACUCAAUACUCCUUCUCAUUUGGAAUUCCAAAAAGCGAAAUCCUCCUGAAGGCAGUAGAGUUGCUUCUCAAAAGGAAACAAUUUGCCACCUUUGAGCAAAUUCUGCAUAGUAUUCCAGCAGAGAUUCGAGCUACGUUGAACAUCACCGAAGAAUCCAUUGGUCGUCACCCUGCACUGCACCUUGUUGAAGAGGAUGAAGCUGAAGAUGGCGAAGACCAUGCUGCUCAAAAGGAUGCCAGUUCUGAUUCUGAUUCGGCGAAUCUGUUGGUGAACGAGCUCAGGAGUCUUCUUGAAAUUAACAAGAGAUUGAAUAUGGAAUACGACAAGAUGCUGCAAGACUCUCAGCAUAAGGAUUGA
This is a messenger RNA of Guillardia theta CCMP2712, 1884 nucleotides long. RefSeq lists its product as hypothetical. Bases 1 to 1884 code for a protein of 627 amino acids. The transcript is spliced from 12 exons. Lineage: Eukaryota; Cryptophyceae; Pyrenomonadales; Geminigeraceae. The record is from RefSeq and is a predicted model, not a curated record.